Messenger RNA from Scheffersomyces amazonensis, 970 nucleotides. It is a transcript of the gene PGA14, whose product is annotated as Pga14p. The record is from RefSeq and is a predicted model, not a curated record. NCBI's taxonomy places the organism in Eukaryota, Fungi, Ascomycota, Pichiomycetes, Serinales, Debaryomycetaceae. The transcript has a single exon. Bases 133 to 786 code for a protein of 217 amino acids.
CAGAAUGGAUGGAAGUGAGUGAAUGAGGUUAAUUUUCUCGAGCAGAAAACAAAUUAAUUCAAUUUGUUCAAACUAUAACCAUCUCUUCUUUUCUUUACUACAAUUGAAUUAGAUCAGGGGUACUGUCCGACAAUGAAGUUAUCAAAUAUCAUCGUAGGUUUAACUUCUGCUGCUGCCGUUGUUUCGGCUGCUGACGAAGAUACUUCAAGAGAAGUCGUCACUGUCACCGUAACUGGUACUACCGAAACUCACAGAUGGGGAAGAUUCGAUCAUACCAGUAGACCAAACACUGAUGUUACCACCGGUACUCACAGAUGGGGUAGAUUUGAUCACACCAGAAGACCAGAUACCGAUGUUACUACUGGUACUCACAGAUGGGGAAGAUUCGACCACACCAGAAGACCAGAUACUGAUGUUACCACCGGUACUCACAGAUGGGGAAGAUUCGACCACACCAGAAGACCAGAUACUGAUGUUACUACUGGUACUCACAGAUGGGGAAGAUUCGACCAUACCAGAAGACCAGACACUGAUGUUACUACUGGUACUCACAGAUGGGGUAGAUUCGACCACACCAAACCACCUUUAACCACUACUGUUUUUGUUCAACCAACCGAUGAUGUUCAACAUAUUGUUAACAUCAACGCCAGAGAUGUUGCUAACAUCUCCUCCAACGCUUCAAACUCAAGUAACGCUACUACUACUGCUGCAGGUGGUGCUUCUUCCAACGCUUUCAACUAUGGUGUUGCUGGUGCUCUUGCUGCCGGUCUCUUAUUAGUUGUUUAAUUGUAGUUGAUAAUGUAAUCAUCGACAAUUUAUAAUAACUAUACCAGGCAUUAACAUAGUUGUUUUUGUUUUUGCAACUACUUUGGUUCCCUUCUAUUUCCAACAAUUUGUCAUAUUUGUUUAAUAUUGUUUAUUCUUUGUUUCUUUUUGUUUCUUUCAAUCAAUAAUAGAUUUCAAAAAUUGA